Oryza brachyantha (malo sina) is the source of this 1043-nucleotide messenger RNA. RefSeq names its product glutathione S-transferase T3-like. Bases 365 to 796 code for a protein of 143 amino acids. The record is from RefSeq and is a predicted model, not a curated record. Lineage: Eukaryota; Viridiplantae; Streptophyta; Magnoliopsida; Poales; Poaceae. The transcript has 5 exons.
CGCCCUAUUUCUUCCCUCCAUAUGUGCAAUCUCUUUCUCCCCCAGCGCGCGAAAGAACAGCUCCUCCGCCCAAAAAAUCGCUCCUAAAUUCAACGGUCAUCAACCCCACAAUCUCCAAGUCCUCUUCCAUGCUUCCACCCCCAUCAAAUCUCCCUGGCAAAAACCCUAAUUCCCCUCCACCAACAGCCAUGUCUCGCGGACGAAGAGAGAAGUCGCACCGGCCCCUUCUGGCAUCGAAAACUCAUCUGCAAGGUCGUCUAGUCCUUCUGGUAUUCAGAUCCCAUCGGCAGCACCAUAUCCAUAUGGGGGUCCGUUGUUCCCCAACUCUCUGCCAUCGUGGUUUCCUUUCCCACCGUCACAAUCCAUGGCGGGCUCAUCUUCAUACUGUCCUAGUACUGAUAAGAUGGAUGUGCAACUUGAUUUAGAACAAUGGGGGUUGGAAUCUCGUCCUCUCGAUGGUUUUGUUAAUUUUAUCAAAACGCCUGCAAAUGCAAUACAACAUGUGGCGAUAGGGAGUCCAUCACAACCUGUUCAUGUUGACAAUGGAGAUGCCAGUAGAACUGAGAAGCGCUUGUCAUGGACGCAUGAAGAAGAUCUAAGAUUGGUCAGCGCCUGGUUGAAUAACUCAAAUGAUCCGAUAGAAUCAAAUUUCAAGAAGAACGAUAAAUAUUGGGCUGAUGUUGCUGCUGCUUACAACAACACUACCCCUAAUAGCCGACUUAGGCAGAUUAAGCAAGUUAAGAAUCGCUUUCUUAAGAUCAAGAAAAAGGAACUACUAGGCUUGGAUGUGUACUAGAGAUGUUGUAUUUCUCACAGGUCGUUGGCAACUAAUCAAGAUGGCUUGUAUGGAGAUCAACAAUUAUCUCAGUUCAUAAUCAGACCAAGAACACUAUCUAGUUUUAGUUAUCCUUUUGUUGAAUGGCAUGUUACCAAGAGAUUUAUGAAUUAUUGUACUGCUUUGGUUUGUUGUAUGUCUUCUUAGCGUCUAAUUAGACCAAGAACUUUAUUUAGUUUCAGUUAUCUUUUGUUCAAUGGCAUGCUGU